Trichobilharzia regenti is the source of this 600-nucleotide messenger RNA. NCBI's taxonomy places the organism in Eukaryota, Metazoa, Platyhelminthes, Trematoda, Strigeidida, Schistosomatidae. The record is from the annotation of a GenBank genome assembly.
AUGCGUCGAGACGACUCGCCUGUUCAUUCCAAUGGUUACAGAACAAGCGUAUCGCCACGAGGACGGAGAUACAGCCGGUCACGAUCGCGGUCCAAAUCUCAUUCACGCCGAUACCGCAGUCGAAGUGGAAGUCGGGAUUACUACCGCCGUAGCCCUGGAUACGGAUACCGCAGUACCGGUCGGAAGAGAUUCUUGGGGCCUCGGGAAAAUCCGAACCCGUCAAGGUGCCUAGGCGUCUUUGGAUUGUCCUUACACACUCAAGAAAGAAACCUGUAUGAUAUUUUUUCACAAUAUGGAAACAUUGAAGAUGUUCAAUUGGUCUUCGAUAACUACACUGGUCGUUCCAGGGGCUUUGGUUUUGUUUAUUUUACGCACGUUGCCGAUGCGAAAGCUGCCAAAGCUGAUGCUCAUGGUAUGGAAAUCGAUGGCCGACCAAUUCGAUGUGAUUUCAGUAUAACGGAACGCCCUCACUCACCUACUCCAGGAAUUUAUAUGGGCAGACCAUCUAGACGCCCCAUUCCGCGGAGACGAAGUAUUUCUCCACGUGGACGCUAUUCUCUUUCAAGGUCUCGUUCGCGUAGCUUUGAUCGGCGUUUCUAA